AUGUAUUUCACCAUUCUGGUGAUUGCAUCAGGAAGUAUUCCGAAAGGAUACGACGAAGGAGGGUUUAGUGCCUCUGUUGGAUUGAAGUCAUUCAAGAAUGAUUAUGGGCUGGUACCCUCGCUCUGGAAAAACGACCCAUCAGGCCUCGCAGACCGCAAAGCCAACAUAUCAUCGUUUGGCGUUCUUGGUGCGGCGUUCGGCUCCUUAAUCGCCCUUGCUCUCACCGACAGACUGGGUCGAUUACGAUGCUGGCAACUGUUUGUUGUACUAUGGGCUAGCGUAUCUUUCAUGCAGGUCUUUUCGUCUGGUAUUGUUGGCUUCAUGCUAUUUGCCAGGAUUUGGGGAGGGUUGGGGUCCGGAGGACUUACCGUCGUUGCACCCCUGUAUCUCUCCGAGAUUGCUCCUGCAAAGACCAGAGGAAUUAUUGUCAGCAUGUAUAUGGUGCUGCUUCUCACAUUCUGUCGAUUGGUAGGCUUCUUCAUUAAUUAUGCUGUGAACGGCACUAUGCCCGUCGGUGCUGCUCAAUAUCGCCUUGUCCAGGCUAUACCGCUCAUUCCUGUUGGAAUUGCUUUCAUAUACCGUGGCCAGGAGGCUCUUGCGGUUCUUGAACGUCUUCGCCACUCUGAUAAAAGCGACCCUGCUUUGUCCCUGGAAUAUGAAGAAAUCCAGCAGCAAAUACAGCUGAGACAGCAAAACCUUGCUGGAGUCCCAAUAUGGACAAUUUUCAAAGAGGUUGCUACGAUAUCGACUUAUCGCAAACGUUUCUUACUGGGCGCUGCUAUGCAAACUGUUGCACAGCGUAGUUGGAACCAAUACCUCUCUAAUCACUCGGGGGCAUACGGCAUUGUGAAGCUUGUGUUUACAAUGGUGUUUACCUGGGGUCUUGUCGAUGUAUUUGGACGCCGCCGAUGCAUGCUUACUGGCCUCGGACUUCAAUGCAUUACCCACAUCUACAUGUCAAUAUACAUGUCCAUCUUCGCGGACUCCGGCAACAAGUCAGCAUCCGAUGCAGCCAUCGCCUCGGUAUUCAUCUACGCUGUUGGAUGGUCAAUCGGUCUCUGCACAGUGCAGUACCUCUAUGGCACGGAAAUAUACCCCACGCGCAUUCGCAGCGUGUGCUAUGCAACAAACAUGGCCCUGCACUGGUUCUUCCAAUUUGCCGUGGUGCGCGUAACGCCAAAUAUGUUCGUGAGCCUUGAUGUUUGGGGCGCGUAUAUUUUCUGGGCGAUAGUCUGCGCUGUUGGAUUCGUCCUGCUUGGUAUUUGGGCCCCUGAAACAAAGGGGAUUCCAAUGGAAAGAAUGGAGGAGCUGUUUGACGGCCCCUGGUGGAUGGGCUGGCGUGCUAAGGUCGAUUUGUCAGAGGUCGGCGUGGAGAACCAUGCAAGAAAUGAAAAGGAGAAGCUUGCCAAUAGAGAUAGAGAAGUUUUGGUAAAAGGGCUUAUUCAUGGCGAAGAUUCGAACCCAGGAAUCUACAAAGCCGGUGGCGUGGGAGCCGAUGUCCAGACAGUCUCCCUUGGACACUCACUCCAGACUCCCAAAGACCCCGAGCAUCUACCUCCCAAAAACUUCUGGCAGGCGUUUGGCGAUCAACUCAGAGUCAUACCUAAAUUCUUUGGAUCUGACCCCUCCAAGUUUGGCGCGCGGGUGACCAUUGCGUCGAUGAGUAUCGCGAUGAUGGCUUCUUAG
Pseudogymnoascus destructans is the source of this 1686-nucleotide messenger RNA. RefSeq lists its product as uncharacterized. Gene Ontology annotation, molecular function: carbohydrate:proton symporter activity. NCBI's taxonomy places the organism in Eukaryota, Fungi, Ascomycota, Leotiomycetes, Thelebolales, Thelebolaceae. The transcript is spliced from 6 exons. Gene Ontology annotation, cellular component: membrane. The record is from RefSeq and is a predicted model, not a curated record. Gene Ontology annotation, biological process: transmembrane transport; carbohydrate transport. The coding region runs from base 1 to 1686 and encodes 561 amino acids.